GGAUUGGAACCCAUUAUUCGUUUAAUAGUAUCAUCAAGUAUUUUAAACCAGUGUUAGCAAACAUAUCAAUUGAUUUUGAAAUUAAAAGUUAUAAUUUGCUACCAUUAGAUAAUUUACUAAAUUAUUAUGAAAAACUUGAAGAAUUUAUUAAUGAACUUAAUUACACUGGGGACAUAGAAGCUG
This is a messenger RNA of Racocetra persica, 183 nucleotides long. NCBI's taxonomy places the organism in Eukaryota, Fungi, Glomeromycota, Glomeromycetes, Diversisporales, Gigasporaceae. The record is from the annotation of a GenBank genome assembly.